UUAAAAACAUAAUAAACAUUGUAAGUUUGUAAAGUAAUACAGAACUUGUACUACAAAAAUCUGUUGCAGUCAUUUAUUUUUUGUCCGAAAUAGGAAUUAGUGAUAAAUAAACAGUAUGACACGAUUCCCUUCAAAUGAUGCACCGUGUACCUUGAUAACGUUGUUCGAUUCAUCGACAUUUGACUUUUUUUUUUUAAUAGACCGACAUUUAAAUACCCAUGUGAGGGGAAAUCCCCCAGAGUUCAUCCCGGAAGUUUAAAAUUCUUCCUGUGUUUUAAUACAAGAAAGUUCCCCAUUUUCCGCGUUUGGAAGUAAAGCCCGUGACUAUGAAAGGUCUGGCCGUACAAGUGCUAGCUGCCAUUCUGCUUUUUGUCUCCCUCUCCUACUCUCAAGAACAAUGGGAGGGACAGAAAUUUGCUAAAUACGCCGUAGUGGACAAACAGAUCAAUGUCAGAGAAAUUAUUCGAUUUGGGGGAAGAGAAGGUGAGGGACAGAAUGAUGUUGAGGAAUCUGAAGUCCCAGAGGAGGCUGGCUCCCGUGGGUUCUCUGCUUCUUCCAUGCUGACCAUGCUGUCCAAUGCUGCCAAAAUAAGGAAGGUUAAAAACAUGCUCCCCUUGUCAGGAAUCCAAUGGCUUAAAGACGACGACACCGGAAAAGCCAUUAAUUGUGGACCGGCGGGUUCACAUUUAAUCGUGACAUGGAAACCCCGAAUCAUCGACCCACAGAAAUCUGUGUUUAUUUCCUUAGACAUUACGAAUCCUAUUGACUUUGACAAGGGUAAGGCUCAUAUAGAUGUGUACAUGGAAGACAGUCCUGACCCCAUUUUUUCAGUGGACCAAGAUAUCGCCUGUCAGGAUCUUGCCAAACAGCUUCCCCUCUUCCAUUGUCCAAUGAAGAAAGGAGAAUCUCACAAGACUAGCUUCACUUACUCAGAUCUGUCCAAACUACCAAUGGGAAGCUACACCAUCGUGCUGAAGAUCUUUAGUUAUGCAUCCAAAUCGCAACCAUUGUUCGGCUGUCUGAACAUGACCUUGAAGAUCGUGCCAUCGGCAAACAGAUUUGCUCACCCAUUUCCACAAGUUAUCGUUUAAAUCAUUUUAAGUUCCAUAUACAAAUCCUCUCUUGACUUUCACGAAAUUUCAUUUUUCACUUCAUGUCAUUAUUAGCACCAUUUCCUUGCUUGUGCAAUUGUGUCUCCGAUUUAAAGAGAACACGUACUGUUUUCGUGAGUUUCCAUCUAAAUGUUUUCAUCCAGAUUCCAGCGCAUAAUCCUUUCACAUGUUAGCUUCAACAGUUUAUUGUUGACAUGUUGUUUCCAAUAUCAGCGUGUGACUAAAGAAUCUCCUAGGGUAAGCGGUGGGCGUGUCCUUAACUCUCUAAAGGGAUAUACAUAUAUAUUCAAUUGUGUUAGAUCAUUUAAUAAAAUUUGUUGAUGAAUAAA
Molecule: messenger RNA, 1441 nt
Organism: Ostrea edulis (European flat oyster)
Lineage: Eukaryota; Metazoa; Mollusca; Bivalvia; Ostreida; Ostreidae
Exons: 6
Coding region: 327-1091 (254 amino acids)
Source: RefSeq, a predicted model, not a curated record